Molecule: messenger RNA, 4143 nt
Organism: Pseudogymnoascus destructans
Lineage: Eukaryota; Fungi; Ascomycota; Leotiomycetes; Thelebolales; Thelebolaceae
Exons: 2
Coding region: 1-4143 (1380 amino acids)
Cellular component (GO): intracellular anatomical structure
Molecular function (GO): protein binding; RNA binding; ATP binding
Source: RefSeq, a predicted model, not a curated record
AUGGUCAAAAAGGGGCAGCCCAAGGGCCCGAAGCCCGGGGCGGGCGGUGGAGCGAAAAAGACGACUGCUGCUGCGACCGGCGCAGACGACAGCUUCAUCGUGUUUUCGAAUUCGGACAAAGAGCCCAAGCCUAGGAAGACGAACGCGCAGGCUGGACCGUCUGGUGCGACUGGGUCGGAUAUACUGGGAGAGGCGCCGAAGAGACCGGAUGUUAAGAAGCUUAUUGGUGGGGCGUCAUGGACGGGCAAGCUACCUGUGAAUAUGCUCUCGGAGCAUUGCCAGAAGCAGAGAUGGGAGAAGCCUGAAUAUACAAUAUCAAAGACCCCGGAAGGAUACUCCUCGAUGGUUAUUUUGAAGGCGAGGAAUCCGAAGACGCAGGAGCUGGUGAGCCUGGCACCGUUCAAAUUGCCUCCGUCGCAUAAACACCUUGCGGCGAAACCAACCGCACUCGAAGCUCGACACUUUGCCGCCACCUACGGACUAUUUCGGGUGUGCAGCAUGCGGAAUAUACAUAUGAUGCUGCCUCCAGACUACAGGGAUUUGUGGAAAGGAGAGUUCGAGGUGCUGAAAAAGGAGGAUAUCAAGGAAGGCAAGGCGUGGAUGUAUGAAGCAGAUCCGUUUGCGGCUUUGAGGGAGCGCGAGGAGGCGAAAGCAGUUAUGGAGAAGAAACGGAAGGAACGCGAUGCUGCUCGAGAAAAGGCAGCUAAUAGUCCUGGAGCUCCUGGCGGCGUUAGCCUCACGCAUCGAAGUGGAGGUCCAGGUGGCGCAGGGAGCGGCGCACAUAAUAUACACAGAGGCUGGAUGAAAGUUCCAAAAGUUGAUAUGGGGAAACGGGCGAGAGCUAAAGUGGAGGAGCUCAUUCGGAAGCAUACGAUCUGGAAUCCGCACGAUCACAAGAUGUCUGAAUUUCAGAGGCACUCUAUUAUCAAGGACUUCAAGCAGCUCGAAUUUAGAGAAAGUCAUAUUGAAGAGGCAGUACUUGAAUGCAAGGACCGCGAGGAAACCCUUGAAUGGCUUCUUAUUCAUGUCCCUGAGGAUGAUCUGCCGCGCUGGGCACUGCCUGAAGGUUACGUGGCAGGUAUUAGCAUGGCAAGCACCGACCUGAAAAAAGAAGGCAUCAUUAAGCGCCUGGGUGAAGCCGGGUAUUCGAUUGAUCUUUGCAAGCAAGUUCUCGAUUUAAACCAAGGUGAUGAGGGAAAGGCGGCAGAAGCGUUACAAAACAUCCUUAUGGCCAGUGGGCAGGAUGACACUAAUACUCCAUCCGAGUCGACCAGCUGGUCUGAUCCGGAUGCAAAUCCGGACGAAAUAUGGGAAGAGGAACAGAUUGGCCUCGAAUCUGUUUUUGGUGACAAAUAUUCCAGAUCUUCGCCAAAUGUCUGCCAAAUCAAAAUUCAACCUGCCAAUAGGAGCCGAAAUCCAGCAGUUGAUACAGAAAUCCUGAUUCGAAGGUCAACAAAAUACCCACAAACAGCGCCUGUUAUAUCGAUUGUCGCAUCUCUGCCGGCUUAUAUACGACUAAGUAUAAUGAAGAGAGCCCUCAGCCAUUGUACCGAGACGCUCUUAGGAGAAGGAAUGGUUUUCUUCCUCGUCGACUGGGUUGAGCAAAACUUCUACGGCAUUGUAGAAAGGCCCGGAAAACUCAGGGAAGUGUCGGCAGCAGCGUCUUCGAUAAGUGAAGUCAGUGCACCUAAUAGGCAAAAACGAGCAAGGACAACGAGACACCCCCCGCCAAUUCGAUGGGUUGAAAAUCCUAGGAGUAAAGAUGAGUGGCAGCGAAGGCAAACGGACGCCAAACUUCAGGCGCGCAUUGCAGAUAGGAGAACACUUCCGGCAUGGGAGAUGCGAGAGGAUAUAAUCGAUACCGUCAACUCUCAUCAAGUCACCAUUAUUUCUGGAGAGACUGGUAGUGGAAAGUCAACUCAGUCCGCGCAAUUCAUUUUGGAUGACCUUUACGGGAGGGCUCUAGGUGAAACGGCAAAAAUUAUCUGCACGCAACCUCGAAGAAUUUCGGCUUUGGGCCUGGCUGAUCGUGUGAGCGAUGAGCGCUGUGGCGUCGUCGGCCAAGAGGUCGGAUAUAUUAUUAGAGGAGAAUCAAAGUCGUCUCCACGGACUAAGAUCACAUUUGUUACCACUGGUGUACUGCUUCGUCGGCUCCAGACAUCAGGUGGAAGCAGUGAUGAUGUAGUCGCGUCGUUGGCGGAUAUUAGCCACGUCAUUAUCGAUGAAGUUCACGAGAGAAGUCUGGAUACAGAUUUCCUCUUGGUGCUCCUUCGUGACGUGCUACGAAAACGGAAGGAUCUCAAGUUGAUCCUUAUGAGUGCCACGCUGGAUGCCGGUGUGUUUGAGAGCUACUUCAGAAGCGAUGGAAAGGUUGGAAGGAUUGAAAUUAGUGGUCGUACGUACCCAGUUGAAGAUUACUAUCUCGACGACGUUAUCCGAAUGACUGGCUUUAACACUGGUCGCGGAGGCCGAGGAGGAGAUGAAGACGAAGACACGGAGGGCAUGGACUCUGACGUAAGAAGCGCCAUUCAAAGCAUUGGCAUGAGGAUCAACUAUGAUCUUAUAGGCCAGACAGUCCGGGCGAUUGACGCAGAGUUGACGCACAAGAAGCAAACCGGUGGCAUUCUUAUCUUUCUUCCUGGAGUUGUUGAGAUCAACAGAACAUUGGACAACCUACGAUCAAUCCCAAACCUUCAUGCCCUUCCACUUCAUGCCUCGUUGCAGUCUGUUGAGCAGCGAAGGGUCUUCCCUCAUGCGUCUAGUGGAAAAAGGAAGGUCAUUUGCGCAACAAAUGUGGCAGAGACAUCCAUCACCAUCGAUGACAUCGUUGCUGUCAUAGAUACUGGUCGGGUAAAAGAAACCAGCUAUGAUCCUUCCAACAACAUGAGAAAGUUAGAAGAAGUCUGGGCCUCGCGCGCAGCAUGCAAGCAAAGGCGUGGUCGUGCUGGUCGUGUCCAGGCUGGAAAAUGUUACAAGCUCUAUACACGUAAUGCCGAACUGACAAAGAUGGCCGAAAGGCCAGAGCCUGAAAUUCGUCGAGUACCUCUUGAGCAGCUAUGCUUAUCAGUACGCGCAAUGGGUAUCAAAGAGGUUGCUGCUUUCCUGGCGAGUGCGUUGACUCCGCCAGAGAGCCUUGCUGUAGAUGGCGCUAUUGACCUCCUUGGCCGUAUGGGAGCUCUCGAUGGAGAUGACCUUACAGCUUUAGGGCGACAUUUGUCCAUGAUACCGUCAGAUCUUCGAUGCGGUAAGCUGAUGGUUUACGGUGCUAUGUUCGGGUGCUUAGACGCCUCCGUAAUCAUUGCCGCGAUCCUCACCCUCAAGAGCCCCUUUGUAUCUCCUCAGGAGAAGCGCGAAGAAUCAAAGGCUGCCCGCGCGAAGUUUUCUGGCAAUCAAGGCGAUCUUAUAGGCGACCUCCAUGCGUUUGAGCAAUGGGACGAGAUGAUGAGCAAUCGCAGCAUUCGCCAGGGCGAGGUUCGCAACUGGUGCGGCGACAACUUCCUGUCAUUUCAAACCUUGUCUGAUAUUGCUUCCAACCGCACCCAAUAUCUCUCAUCUCUUCGUGAAAUUGGAUUUAUCCCCUACCGUGUCUCGGCUACUCUAAACCACAACAGCUCAAACGUUGCCCUGCUCCGCUCGCUGAUCGCUGGCGCAUUUAACCCGCAGCUGGCGCGAAUUGAUUUCCCGGACAAAAAGUUCGCGCAGUCCGUUAGUGGAGCAGUGGAGCUGGACCCAGAGGCGCGGACGAUUAAAUACUUCAAUCAGGAGAAUGGACGGGUAUUCGUGCAUCCAAGCAGUACGAUGUUUGAUGCGCAGACGUUCCCAGGUAAUGCAGCAUAUAUGAGUUAUUUCAACAAGAUGGCGACAAGCAAGAUAUUUAUUAGAGAUUUGACACCAUUUAACUCAUAUACUGCACUCUUGUUUUCAGGCCCAAUCACUUUGGAUACCCUUGGGCGUGGGCUGAUCGUGGAUGGAUGGUUGAGACUCCGUGGAUGGGCGAGGAUUGGUGUUUUGGUCAGUAGGCUAAGGAGCAUGCUAGACGAUGUGCUCGCGAAGAAGAUCGAUGAGCCAGAGAUGGACCUCUCGAAUAACGAGGUCGUCGCUGUCGUGACCCGGUUGGUGGAAUUAGACGGCAUGGAUCAAUAG